Messenger RNA from Hyaloscypha bicolor E, 1164 nucleotides. Its product is annotated as glycosyltransferase family 32 protein. Gene Ontology annotation, biological process: protein N-linked glycosylation. NCBI's taxonomy places the organism in Eukaryota, Fungi, Ascomycota, Leotiomycetes, Helotiales, Hyaloscyphaceae. The record is from RefSeq and is a predicted model, not a curated record. Bases 1 to 1164 code for a protein of 387 amino acids. Gene Ontology annotation, cellular component: mannan polymerase complex. The transcript has 2 exons. Gene Ontology annotation, molecular function: alpha-1,6-mannosyltransferase activity.
AUGCUCACCUUCCGGCGGGCCCUCCUCGUGGCCGCGGUCUUCAUCACGAUGUUGUACCUUGUUACUCGAACACAUGCACCUUCGCCCAUGGACCAAAUACCUCCACAAGCCGAGUCCUGGCCGGCCUCGAAUACAGAGGGACAUACCACAAGGACGGGCUACACGCCAACAACACCAGUGUCGACGAAAGGCUCGGAUCGAAUGCCUCAAGCCAAGAAGCCGAAGACACAUGGGCAACAACAAUUAUUACAAGAUAUGUCGAGAGCGCCCCUAAAAGACAAACUCGCAUACCAGUUCCCCUAUGACGUCGAAACGAAGUUCCCGGCGUACAUAUGGCAGACCUGGAAAUAUACUCCAGCGUCAGGAGACUUUGGGGAGAACUUAAGGCCAGCAGAGGCAAGCUGGAGCGAGAAACACCCCGGCUUCAUCCAUGAAGUCAUCACAGAUCAAGUAGCAGUCCAUCUGCUGCGGCAUUUAUAUGUAGCAGUACCAGAGGUGCUGGAGGCAUACCAAUCCCUUCCUCUUCCGGUUCUCAAGGCCGACUUUUUCCGCUACCUGAUUCUGCUGGCCAGAGGGGGCAUUUAUUCGGAUAUCGAUACUCAUGCGUUAAAAUCUGCUGCUGAAUGGCUGCCUGAGAGUGUCCCCAGGGAGGCUAUUGGGUUGGUGAUUGGUAUCGAGGCGGAUCCAGAUCGUGAGGAUUGGGCGGAUUGGUAUUCGAGACGGAUACAGUUCUGUCAAUGGACGAUUCAAUCGAAACCUGGGCAUCCUGUUCUUCGGGAUGUCGUGGCCAAUAUCACACAAGAGACGCUGAAGAAGAAGAAGGAAGGGUCAUUGAAGUCGUUUAAAGGCAAGAACGUCAUUGAAUUCACUGGACCUGCCUUGUGGACAGAUACAAUUUUUAAGUUCCUGAACGACGAUAAGUACUUCGAUAUGAGUACUGGGAAAGGGAAUAUUACGUGGGAGGAUUUCACAGGAAUGACUACCGCGAAGAAGGUUGGCGAUGUGGUGGUUUUGCCAAUCACCAGUUUCAGCCCAGGGGUGCAGCAAAUGGGUGCAGAGGAUUAUGAUCAUCCGAUGGCAUUUGUGAAGCACGAGUUCGAGGGGACAUGGAAACCCGAGAGCGAACGACAUAUCGGCGCUGAAGUGAAGGAAGAGGGACAGUAG